AUGGCGUUCCAGGACUGCUCGAAUGUGAAUGAUGUGAUCCUCCAAAGUAGCCGAGUAGAUCAGGAUGUCAUACACGGACAGGGAAGCAGGUCCUCCGGCAUUCGAGUGACCGAUCUCUCUCUUCCAGCCUCUCUGGUUGUCAGUCCUGACAGAUCUCAGUUCUUUGAAUAUGAGUCUGUCUCUCUGAGCUGUGAGGUUCAGGGGAACUCUUCUGGAUGGAGAGUGGUGAGGAACCCAGACAAAGGAAUCCUUUCAGAGUGUAAUACUGACUGGGGAAAACAACAAGGGUCUUCAUGCAACGUGUCACUAAUAUCAUCAGACAGUGGAGUGUACUGGUGUGAGUCUGGGUCUGGAGAACACAGCAAUGCUGUCAACAUCACAGUACAUGCUGGUGCUGUGAUCCUGGAGAUCCCUGCCCUUCCUGUGACUGAGGGAGAUUCUGUGACUCUGCGCUGCAGAUAUCAGAGAACUCCCUCUAACCUCAAAGCUGAUUUCUACAAAGAUGGAUCCCUCAUCAGGACUGAGACUACAGGAGAGAUGACCAUCCCUGCAGUAUCCAAGUCAGAUGAAGGACUCUACAAGUGUACCAACUCUGAAGGAGAAUCACCAGAGAGCUGGAUGACUGUGACAGUUGUGCUAAAACCUGCAUUGUAA
Coregonus clupeaformis (lake whitefish) is the source of this 654-nucleotide messenger RNA. RefSeq names its product low affinity immunoglobulin gamma Fc region receptor II-b-like. Bases 1 to 654 code for a protein of 217 amino acids. The record is from RefSeq and is a predicted model, not a curated record. Gene Ontology annotation, biological process: cell surface receptor signaling pathway. Gene Ontology annotation, molecular function: transmembrane signaling receptor activity. The transcript is spliced from 4 exons. NCBI's taxonomy places the organism in Eukaryota, Metazoa, Chordata, Actinopteri, Salmoniformes, Salmonidae.